Haliotis rubra (blacklip abalone) is the source of this 3278-nucleotide messenger RNA. RefSeq names its product ATP-dependent RNA helicase DDX1-like. The record is from RefSeq and is a predicted model, not a curated record. Lineage: Eukaryota; Metazoa; Mollusca; Gastropoda; Lepetellida; Haliotidae. Gene Ontology annotation, molecular function: ATP binding; protein binding; nucleic acid binding.
AUGGCAUCAGGUGCUUUCUGCCUCCCCAUCCUGCAGAUUGUGCAUGAGACGCUGAUCACCCAGAGAGAGGGCAAGUCCACCAAGGCUCCCAAGGGGAAAUCAGGUGGUGGCAGCUCCAGUUGGAAGAUGAACAUGUUUGACCGGGGAGACGCCAUGGCCAUUGACCCUGAUGGUGUGCUGUGUCAGGCAAGAGACCCCCAGGGAUGGCAUGGGACACGCUCAAACAAGUCUGUUGCUGGGCAAGGCAGGUACUACUACGAAGCAGCAGUGACAGAUGAAGGGCUGUGCAGAGUCGGCUGGUCCACAGAUCGGGCAACACUUGAUCUGGGCACUUGUAAAUUUGGAUAUGGCUUUGGAGGAACUGGAAAAAAGUCCAAUGGAAAGCAGUUUGAUAGUUAUGGAGAGCCGUUUGGAAUGAAUGACACCAUUGGAUGCUUCCUGGAUUUGGACAGAGGCGAGAUAAGGUGGUCCAAGAAUGGCAUUGACUUGGGUAAGGGCUAUGACCUUCCUAAACACAUAUUGCAAGAUCAGUUCUUUGCUGCAGUCGUCCUCAAGAAUGCAGAGAUGCAAUUCAACUUUGGAGAUAAGCCAUUCAAGUUCCCUCCACAGGCUGGUUAUACUGCUCUGUGUAAGGCUGCAUCGUCCUGUGUUGUGGAAUCAAGGAUUCUUGCCGCCAGUGCUGUCAAUGCCAAGCCAGCUCCAAAUGCUCCACAGGCUAUCAUCAUAGAGCCUUCCAGGGAGCUGGCAGAACAGACACUCACUCAGCUGCAGAAGUUCAAGAAGCAUGUCAAGAACCCUGAAGUGAGGGAACUACUGAUCAUUGGGGGAGUCAGUGCCAAGGAGCAGGUGGAUUGUCUGGAAAGAGGGGUGGACAUUGUGUGUGGAACCCCUGGCCGUCUGGAGGACCUCAUCUCUACAGGCAAACUAGCUCUCCACCAAAUCCGAUUCUUCGUACUUGAUGAGUGUGACGGGCUUCUGUCUCAGGGUUAUGGUGACCUCAUCAAUCGUCUACACCAACAGAUUCCAAAAGUCACGAAUGAUGGCAAGCGUCUGCAGAUGAUUGUGUGUUCUGCAACCCUUCAUUCAUUUGAUGUCAAGAAAAUGGCAGAACGGCUCAUGCACUUCCCCACUUGGAUCGACCUGAAGGGAGCAGAUGCUGUCCCGGAGACUGUCCAUCACGUGGUGUGUACGGUAGACCCUAAGAAGGACACUCGAUGGAAGACAAUGCAGACGUACAUCCAGACAGAUGGAGUUCAUACAAAGGACAGGAUCAACACUGAGAGCAACAGUCCAGAGACGUUGUCAGAGGCCGUGAAGAUCUUGAAAGGAGAAUACUGUAUCCGAGCCCUGGAGGAGCACAAGAUGGACAAGGCCCUAAUUUUCUGUCGGACCAAGCUUGACUGUGACAACUUGGAAGUUUAUCUCAACCAGAUGGGUGGUGGCAAAUACUCCUGUGUGUGUCUCCAUGGGGACAGAAAACCUCCCGAGAGGAAAGCCAACCUCCAGAAAUUCAAGGAUGGUAAGGUGCGCUUCCUGAUCUGCACAGAUGUAGCAGCCAGGGGAAUAGAUGUCCGAGGAUUGCCGUAUGUAAUCAAUGUUACACUUCCUGACGAGAAACAAAACUACAUUCAUCGCAUUGGCCGUGUUGGCCGUGCAGAAAGGAUGGGUCUUGCUGUAAGUCUGGUGUCCAGUGUAAAGGAAAAGGUGUGGUACCACUCCAACUGCAGCAACCGCGGACGAGGCUGCUACAACACCCGACUGACUGAUGAGGGUGGAUGCUGUAUCUGGUACAAUGAACCACAGCUGAAGAACGAUGUGGAAGAACACCUUGAUAUAACCAUUGACCAUGUGGAGCCUGACCUCAAAGUCCCAAUCAACGAAUUUGACGGCAAGGUCAUGUAUGGUCAGAAGAAGAAAGCCUCAGGGUCUGCCUACCAAGGACAUGUUCAGUUCCUGGCACCAACUGUGGCAGAGUUGGCUCAGCUGGAGAAGAGAGCUCAAUCAUCUUUCAUCGAUAUGAAGUUCAAGAAGAAGUUUGCCACUCGUUGAAAUGUUGAUGAAAUACAAGAUAUGGGUGAAGAAACCAAGAAAUUCAUUUAAAUUGUUAAUCUUAAACAUUUGGAUACACUUAAAGACAUUUACAGUUAAGAUUUGUCUUAUAUUCCCCUCAGUGUGCACAGUGCCUGUGAGGCUUUAUGUUUUUACUUCCUUUAUGAGUUUUUUUACAGGGUAAUAAUUUUUGUUGCAUUGCGGUGUGGGAAAUCCACUACAUCAUUAUUAGUUUUCUUCAACAUAAUCGUCUGUUACAAAUAAAUAAAAAUUCAAACCUGCUGAAUGAAGCAGGAACACCAUUGUGCAUCACCACAUUCCAUCAAAAUAGGGAACUGCAAUAAACUGGACUCGGCAUGUUUAGUGUAGGUCAACUUCAGUAACUGUGCUGUACAAAGCUACCAGACAAAAACAUAAUAAGUCAGCUGGAGUUGAUCUGACAGUGAAUGAAUUGACACAAAUAUUGCAUAUUCUGAUUGCUUAUUACAUCCAACUAUUCCGAAAAGAGGACACAAUGGUCAUCACAAACAUGAAACGAAAGCAGACAGUGCAGCUGUCAGUUGCAGAUUCACACAUGCAAUGCCUUUGUUUAAAUCAAACAGGUUUUCCAUCAAAUAAAUGAACUACAGAUAAUAUUUUCAUUUAAAGAACUCUAAAUAGAAAUCCUAAAAAAGGAAUUGUAUUCAUGUUUUGUAGACCUACGCAAAGCCUAAAGAUCACAAGCAACAUGUACACAUCUCUCAUGUCUCGCAAACCCAUGAAUGUUUCCACUGUUUAUGUCAUUGGAAAUCAAGACGACUAACUGAUGUGCCUGGCGUCUCUGCCAGCACUUGACAUGGAAGGAUAUCACGGAAACAGUCUGAGUUCUGUCUGUAUUUGAAUUGUGGUUUAAACUAUCACUGAGCCCACAUAGAAAUAUAUUCUAUUACUUUCAGGUUGAAGCUGUUGUCAAUAUUAUGCAGGUUUCAUGGCUUUGUCAGUAUGUUAAGACAAGAGGAUGAAAAUGACAGACUUGAAGGUUAAAAAGAAAUAAGUUAGAACUGUCCAGUUUCUUGUACAUGUAAUUUGUGGUAGGCUAUCUGUGACACUUGAAAGCUGUAUAGGACUGUUUCAGACAUCAUGUUAAGUGACAACUGUUUUAGCAGUGUAGUACUUAGUGAGACAUCCAUGGCUUCUGCCUGGCUGUUCAAUUCUGGGAUCAACCUGCAAAUAAAGUGCUUCUGUAUCCA